AUGGCGUCGCACAACCGCGUGGGCGUGCUGCUCUUCGCGGCCUCCUCGGGCGGCCUCCCCGGCGAGGUCACCAUCGCGCGGCUGCUGCAGGAGCGCGGCUACGCCACGGGGCUCGUGGGCAAGUGGCACCUGGGCCUGAGCUGCCGCCACCGGGCCGACUUCUGCCACCACCCGCUGCGGCACGGCUUCGACUUCUUCCACGGGGCGCCCCUGACCAACCUGCGCGACUGCCGGCCCGGGGCGGGCACCGUCUUCGGCCCCGGGGCCCGCUGGCUGGUCUUCGCCCCGCUGCAGGCCCUGUGCGCGGCGGGGCUGACCCUGGCGCUGCUGCGGGGCCUGGGCCUGGCCCGGGUGCCCCACGCCGCCUUCCUGGCCCUGGCGCUGCUGGCGGGCGCCCUGGCCGCCGCCUUCCUGGCCUUCCUGCGCUACUUCCGGCCCCACAACUGCUUCCUCAUGACCGGGUUCGAGGUCACGCAGCAGCCCGCCGCCUACGACCGCCUGGCCCAGCGCCUGGCCGCCCAGGCCGUGGGCUUCCUGGAGAGGCACGCGCACGCGCCCUUCCUGCUGUUCGUGUCCUUCCUGCACGUGCACACGGCCCACUUCGCCGGCGCCGACUUCGCGCGCCGCAGCCGCCACGGGGCCUACGGGGACGCGGCCGAGGAGAUGGACUGGAGCGUGGGUCAGAUCCUGGACGCGCUCGACCGCCUGGGCCUGGCCAACCACACGCUCGUCUACUUCUCGUCCGACCACGGCGCACACGUGGAGGAGGUCACGGCGCGGGGCGAGGUGCACGGCGGCAGCAACGGCAUCUUCCGGGGCGGCAAGGCCAACAACUGGGAGGGCGGCAUCCGCGUGCCGGGCCUCGUGCGCUUCCCCAUGAUGCUCCCCGCGGGGUCGGAGGUCGCGGAGCCCACGAGCAACAUGGACGUCUUCCCCACCGUGGCCGCCCUGGCGGGGGCCGGGCUCCCCCCGGACCGGGUGAUUGACGGGCGCGACCUGAUGCCGCUGCUGCGGGGCCGGACCACGCGGUCGGCGCACGAGUUCCUGUUCCACUACUGCAACGCCUACCUCAACGCCGUGCGCUGGCGGCCGCCCAACGACACGGCCGUGUGGAAGGCCUUCUUCUUCACGCCCAAGUUCGACCCCGCGGGCGCCAACGGCUGCUUCUCCACGCACGUCUGCUUCUGCCACGGCGACCACGUCACGCGCCACGACCCCCCGCUGCUCUUCGACCUCUCGCGCGACCCCGGCGAGCGCCGGCCCCUGACCCCGGCCGCCGAGCCCCGCUACCACGCCGUCAUGGCCGCCGUGGCCCGCGCCGUCCGCGCCCACGCCCGCACGCUCGACCCCGCCGUGCCCGACCAGCUCUCGCCCGCCAACCUCGUGUGGAAGCCGUGGCUGCAGCUCUGCUGCCGCUCCGCCCCCUCCGCCCUGGCGUGCCACUGCGCGGGCGACGAGGACGGCGGGGCGGGGCGCGGGCGCUGACGGUUGGGGGGGGGCCCCGGACACGCGUGGACCCGGGUCGGACCCGAACCGGGCGAGCGCGGCGCCAAAACAUGCCAAGAACAUGCUAAGAACAUGCCAAGAACAUGCUAAGAACAUGCAAAUAAUAGGAAAACACACGUACAAUCCGCGUGAUAUCCGGGGUCGGGGUGCACGUGUGACCAGAUGAGACCCCCCAGGUAGGCCAAGGACACACGUGGCCCCGGCCCCGACCUGAUCCUGGCGAGCGCGACCCCAAAACAUGCCAGAAACAUGCCAAGAAGACGACAACACGCGUGCAAUACGCAUGAUUUCCGGGGUCAGGGUGCACGCGUGACCAGAUGAGACCCGUGGAGGCCAAAGACAGUCCACAAACAUGCGUGACCCCGGCCCCGACCCUCCCUGAGCAACUGCGACCCCAAAACACGACAACAUGCGUGCAAGACGCGUGAUCUCCGGGCUUCAGUCUCACGCGUGACCACACAUGACACCCCCUGGAGGCCAAGGAUGGACCCUGGACAUGCGUGACCCCGUCACCGACCCUCCCCUGGCAACCAGGACCCCAAAACGCGCCAAGAACAUUCCAUGAUCACGACAAGAUGCGUGCAAAACACGUGAUAUCUGGGCUGGGGUCAAAUGCAUGAGCACACAUGACACCCCCUAGAGGCCAACAAGGGACCACGGACACGCGUGACCCUGGCCCCGACCCUCCCCCGGCGACCACGACCCCAAAACACGCUAAUGACACACGAACACGCGAACAAAACUCAUAAUAACUGUGCUCGGGUUGCACGCAUGACCUCACGCGAACCUCACCCCCCCGCGGAGGCCGAGGACGGUCCCCGGCGUCACGCGUGUAACCCCAACCCGCCCAGGCCUCGCCCAUGUGGACAUUUCUGGAUACACAUGAAGGACGCGUG
This is a messenger RNA of Peromyscus leucopus (white-footed mouse), 2402 nucleotides long. Its product is annotated as steryl-sulfatase-like. NCBI's taxonomy places the organism in Eukaryota, Metazoa, Chordata, Mammalia, Rodentia, Cricetidae. The record is from RefSeq and is a predicted model, not a curated record. Gene Ontology annotation, molecular function: arylsulfatase activity.